UUGAGUUUAUGGUUCUUUCUUCAGGUACUGGAAAAAAUGAAUGAUGAUGGGGAAAAAUGCAAGUUCUGAAGGCUACUUUAUUCUACUGGGUUUUUCACAUUGGCCUCAUCUGGAAGUAGUUCUCUUUGUGCUUAUCUUGAUGUUCUACUUGGUGACAUUGAUAGGCAACCUGUUUAUCAUUGUCUUGUCAUGCCUGGACGCCAGCCUCCACACUCCCAUGUACUUCUUCCUCUCAAACCUCUCUUUUCUGGAUCUCUGCUACACCACCAGCUCCAUCCCUCAGUUGCUGGUCAAUCUCUGGGGCCCAGAAAAGACCAUCUCUUAUGCCGGUUGCAUGAUUCAACUUUACUUUGUCCUUGCACUGGGAACCACAGAGUGUGUCCUCCUGGUGGUCAUGUCCUAUGACCGUUAUGCAGCUGUCUGUAGACCCCUACAUUACACCGUGCUCAUGAACCCUCGUUUCUGCCACCUGUUGGCUGUGGCUUCCUGGGUCAGUGGCUUUUUCGCCUCAGCACUUCAUUCCUCCUUUACCUUCUGGGUCCCCCUCUGUGGACAUCACCAAGUGGACCAUUUCUUUUGUGAGGUUCCAGCAGUGCUGCGAUUAUCAUGUGUUGAUACCCGUGCUAAUGAGCUGACCCUCCUGAUCAUGAGCUCCAUUUUCGUCCUCAUACCACUCAUCCUGAUUCUCAGCUCAUAUGUUGCCAUUGCCCUGGCUGUGUUUAGGAUGCAGUCAUCAGUCAAACUUCAGAGAGUCCUUGGAACAUGUGGAUCCCAUCUUAUGGUUGUGUCUCUCUUUUUCAUUCCAAUCAUGUGCAUAUAUCUGCAGCCACCAUCAGGAAGUUCUCAAGAUCAAGGCAAGUUCAUUGCCCUCUUUUAUACUGUUGUUACGCCUAGCCUCAAUCCUCUAAUCUACACUCUCAGAAACAAAGAUGUAAGAGGGGCAGUAAGGAGACUAGUGGGAUGGGAGUGGGAUUUGUGA
Leopardus geoffroyi (Geoffroy's cat) is the source of this 979-nucleotide messenger RNA. RefSeq names its product olfactory receptor 2J3-like. Gene Ontology annotation, biological process: G protein-coupled receptor signaling pathway. NCBI's taxonomy places the organism in Eukaryota, Metazoa, Chordata, Mammalia, Carnivora, Felidae. Gene Ontology annotation, cellular component: membrane. Gene Ontology annotation, molecular function: G protein-coupled receptor activity; olfactory receptor activity. The coding region runs from base 41 to 979 and encodes 312 amino acids. The transcript has a single exon. The record is from RefSeq and is a predicted model, not a curated record.